GUAGAGGUACAAGACGGCAUAUAAGCCAUAUUAUGAGGACGGGGCAGCUGUACCUAUUUCAUUCCAUGUCUAAAUUUGUUCAUCUCCAUUGAGUUUUACUUACUUCUACUUAUAUUUUCACUAACUGUUUUAUUGAUAUUUAAAUUAUCUACUGUUAGAAUUUAUAGACCUUGGGACGCGAUAAUAUUGGACGCCAGAAUGUUGGAUGUAGUCUGCGCAUCUGUUGCGAGGCGCUCGUCAAAUGUUUGCAUACACAGGGCAGACAAUUGAUAUGUUACAUUGACUGGUGGCAUUUGACAUUUUGUUCUACAAAUUCAUCUGUUCUGUGUCAGCCAUUAUUGAAGUAUUUGGCUGGUGAUUCAAGCAAGAGGCGAAGAGACACGCGGUUCGUGCAUCUGGAUUAUCAAAUUCUUCUAAAAAGUAGCUGAUAUAUUGACUUGAAAUUGGUAAUUAACAUGUCGAAUAACACAGCUCCAGAUAGUUGGGAAUCUCAAGCCGACUCUACGUCAACAAAUAAUUCUCCUGAACAUAAUGCAGAUGUGACAUCUCAAUUUUCCACGUUGAACGUUAAUGCUGUUGAAUUUGUGCCUUCAUUUUCAUUCGGAAAAACUCCUGAUGUCGAUGAGAAGUCAUCACCAACAAAUUCACAAGGAUCAAACAAUUCACCCAAACAUGAUUCACCUUCUUUACCAAAUGGCACCGCCGCCGAAUCCUCCGCCGAGCGCGUCGAGCCGAAAGAACCGCCGCCCGUGCCGCCCGCGGACGGGGACGCGGCCUCCCCCGGAGGAGGCGGGGGAGGCGGGCGCACGUGGGAGGACGCCGCCGACGACGACAGCAGCAGCGCGUCGGCCGCCUCCGCUUCCGUCCCGCCCGUCGCCACGACGCCUGAGGGGGACGACGAUGACGACGACGAGCCCUCCUCCGAGGAGGCCCCCAUCAAAAUCAAAAAGAAAGUCCCGCUGACAGAGAAAGUCGUGGAGGAAAAGAAGGAGCACGUCAAUGUGGUGUUCAUCGGUCACGUGGACGCUGGGAAGAGCACCAUCGGCGGGCAGAUAAUGGCGCUCACCGGCAUGGUGGACAAGCGGACGCUGGAGAAGUACGAGCGCGAGGCGCGAGAGAAGAGCAGAGAGAGCUGGUAUCUGAGCUGGGCCUUGGAUACCAACCAGGAAGAAAGGGACAAGGGUAAGACGGUCGAAGUGGGCCGCGCCUUCUUCGAGACGGACAAGAAGCACUUCACCAUCUUGGACGCGCCCGGCCACAAGAGCUUCGUGCCGAACAUGAUAGGGGGCGCCGCGCAAGCUGAUCUCGCCGUGCUGGUCAUCUCGGCCAGGAAAGGGGAGUUCGAGACUGGGUUCGAUAGGGGCGGGCAAACGCGCGAGCACGCCAUGUUGGCGAAGACGGCGGGGGUGAAGUAUUUGGUGGUGUUGGUGAACAAGAUGGACGAUCCGACGGUGAAUUGGGACGAGGCUAGAUACAACGAAUGUAAAGAAAAAAUCCUACCGUAUUUAAAAAAAUUAGGCUUCAUUUAUAACAAAGAUCUGUACUUCCUGCCGUGUUCGGGUCAGACGGGCCAAGGACUGAAAGACCAACUGGAGGAGAAACUUUGCCCUUGGUACAGAGGGCAGGCGUUCAUCCCUUUCAUCGACAAUUUACCGUCGAUCAGUAGGAAAAACGACGGGCCCUUCAUAAUGCCCAUCGUGGACAAAUACAAAGACAUGGGCACAGUGCUCAUGGGCAAAGUGGAAUCGGGAGAGUGCAAAAAAGGACAAGUAAUGCUCAUUAUGCCAAAUAGGACACCUGUCACAGUCGAUAUGUUACUUUCCGAUGACGACGAGGUCAACCGAGUGGUUUCCGGAGAGAACGUCAAGAUCAAAGUGAAAGGCGUGGAAGAGGAGGACGUCAGUCCCGGUUUCGUGCUGUGCGAUUCCGUCAAUCCCAUCCACACCGGCAGGAUUUUCGAUGCGCAGCUGGUCAUCCUCGAACACAAGUCGAUCAUCUGCGCGGGAUACAGCGCGGUGAUGCACAUCCAUUGCGCGGCCGAGGAGGUCACCGUUAAAGCCUUAAUAUGUCUAGUGGAUAAAAAAACAGGGGAUAAGAGCAAAACACGUCCAAGGUUUGUGAAACAAGACCAAGUAGCUAUUAUGAGAAUUGAAUGUGCUGGAGUGAUUUGCCUAGAACCUUUCAAAUCGACACCUCAAAUGGGAAGAUUUACGCUCAGAGAUGAAAAUAGGACAAUUGCCAUUGGAAAGGUCCUCAAGCUCGUGGAAUAAGGAGGUACGAGUUGUGCUAUAGACUGUCGUAGAUCAGUUGAUAUUUUAAUUAAAAGAACAUGAACUGACAAUUUAUGAAAUUCUACAAAUGAAUUGAAAUAUUAUUAGGUGAACACCACACGUUUUUUAUAAAUUUGUAAGAUAUUAUUCAACAUUGAUUUUGAAAUGAGGUGCUGCUUUAUUUUUAUUAACAAAUUGUGGCUGACAGUGAAUUGUAAUUAAUAUAUUUAUAUCUGGUUUUUUGAUUA
Phaedon cochleariae (mustard beetle) is the source of this 2518-nucleotide messenger RNA. The record is from the annotation of a GenBank genome assembly. Lineage: Eukaryota; Metazoa; Arthropoda; Insecta; Coleoptera; Chrysomelidae.